This is a messenger RNA of Pseudozyma hubeiensis SY62, 2826 nucleotides long. RefSeq lists its product as hypothetical. The record is from RefSeq and is a predicted model, not a curated record. Gene Ontology annotation, biological process: nucleosome assembly. Gene Ontology annotation, cellular component: nucleus; CAF-1 complex. The transcript has a single exon. The coding region runs from base 1 to 2826 and encodes 941 amino acids. Lineage: Eukaryota; Fungi; Basidiomycota; Ustilaginomycetes; Ustilaginales; Ustilaginaceae.
AUGCUCUCAGAUUCUGACAUCAACAUCGAUCGAACCAUGGCUAGCAACAGCCUCAAGCGCAAGGCUUCCUCCUCUGUCACCAAAUCACACUCGUCGCACGCGAUGGCCUCUUCCAGCGAUGCCGAGAAUCGUCCCAUCACAUCGUCGAUCACAAAUUCAAGUAGCAAGAAAGCAAGCAAACCCGAAAAGCAGAAUGCCGUUCCCAGAAACGCUGCUCCUUCCCCGCCUUCGCACUCGGGCCCAGCAUCGAAGAAAGCCAAACUCAGCAGCGCAACGCCUUUGAUCGAGCUCAAGAAUGGCAAACUCGUCCUCAAGCAGAGACCCGUCAACUGGGCGAGGAUGACGGAGGUCAUGAAAGCUACCAUCACAUUCCAGGAAUUUCUUGACCGUGUGGACAAGCUAGACGAAAUCCCAGCAGAGCAUCUGCAAGCCAUCGCUAAGCUCGCCCAUGAGAGCGACAAAUCUCUGGGCGAGCUUGCAAAGUCGAUCAGAACCCAGCUGAUCCCUGAGGUAGAGCUUGGAUCCAGUGACUCCGAAAUGUCGUCGGCCUCCACAGGCUCAAAGUUCAAGCUCCCACUUCCUGCCAUCCAAGCCGCUAUCAGCGCAGUCGCCGAGAGGAGAAACUACGGCAUCAACGUCAGCGACAUCUCGAGUGAUUCAACAGCAAGUACCGAAGGCGAUGCAUUGACUGUUCCAGCUUCAUUGCAGCUCUGGCGAUGGGAGGUCACCGACGAAUCCAUGCUCCCAGAGGAUCUCCUGGACAAUAUUGUCGAGCGUCGAAGCGACCGAGAAGCGGCUCGCACACAAGCGCAGCAACUCUUUGCCAACCUCAAACAAGAAGAGAGACAGGCUUUGCUCGACAAGUCUACCAAAUCCAAGAUCUCGGCCACUGUUGCUGUCGACAAGCCGUCGACCCAGUCAAAAGCCAAGGCAAAAGCAGCCGCCAUCGCAGUCGGAUCGUCCGCAUCUCAGCCCAUCGCGAUCGAUGAUGACCUCGACGAUGGCUCCUUUGCCGACAACGAAAACGAUCGUGACGGCCCUUCAACGCCAAAAGCUUCCCACAAACGCAAGACGUCGUCAUCCACGUCAACCCCUCAACCCACCGCCGCCAAGCACUCUGCAGCUGCAGGCGAAGCCUCGACACCUUCCACAUCCUCUUCGCCCAAGGAGAAGCGAAAGGCGAAGGAGCUCGUCGAGCUUUCACCCGAAAAGCAGAAGGAGAAGGACGAGAGGGAAGCAGCCAAGGCGGAGCGUUUGAAGGCAAAGGAGGCCAAGCGCCUCGAACGCGAGGCCAAAGACCUCGAAAAGCAAAAGGCCAAAGAGGUCAAGGAGGCGGAGCUCAAGAAGGUCGAGGAGCAGAAAAAGCGUCAGGCCAACUUUUUCACCUCUUUUGUCAAGAAGGCUGCGCCCAAGAGUCCAACCAAGACGAGCGGAAGCACUGCCGCUGCUUCGAGCAGUGAUGCUGCUGGAAAGGCUGCAGCCGAGACCGUCUCCGACUUUGAACGCACAUUCCUUCCCUGCCAGUACAAGGAUCUUGCGCCCAUCAACCGCUUCGCUUCGCCCGCUGGCGCCGCCCGCGAGCCGCAGAUGGGACAAGAGGACCUGACUCGUGAUGAGAUGCUUUCUCAGCUACUCACGCGCUCCUCCGUGCUCAAACGAUCGAGCGCCUCGUCUGCAUCUCGCCGCAGGAAAGGCGUGCACCCUCCCGUGUCGGUGCGCGACAUCAAGAGGAUUGUCACCGAGUCCGAUGUGCUCGGCGGCAACGCACAAGAGCAAGCCGAAAAGGCGCUCGACACUCUUCAAGACCGCAGCAAGGUUCAGCUCAAGCUCCUGCAGUUCGAAUCAGACCGUCGACCCGGCUGGUACGGCACCUGGACCAAGUCGACGAACCUCAUCGGUCCUCGCUGCCCGCUUGCCCAGGACCCGGUGUCUUUGGACUAUUCGUACGACUCGGAUGCGGACUGGGAAGAGAUGGGUCAGGUGGAGGGCGAAGAUGUGCAGGACGGAGAGGAGAAGGAGGAAGAAAGCGUCGCAGAUGAGGACGAGGAUUCGGAGAUGGACGACUGGCUUGUCGACGAUCUCGAGGUUGAGGAGGAGGAAGAACAGCAGAGGCUGGCUGCGAUGGAUGUCGACGACGACAUUGUCGAGGUGGAUGCCAAGGGGCUGCCCGUACCGCCAGCGCCGCCAGCAGCGACAACGACGAACCUGCUUCACCCAAAGAAGAAGAAGAAGGUCAAGCUGCUGGGCAGACGAUUCGAUGCCAAACUCGUGCCCUUCUCCACCGGCCCUCAUUGGGAAGGACAAUUCGGCAAGUGCGACUACGAGCUCUUCUCGACGUACCGCAUCGAGUUCCUCAACGACGCCUGCUUCGGCCUCAACCCUUUCACAUUCACUUCCGCCGAGCCUGUCGACAUCUCGGCCGGCGAUGAAGCGAUCCCCACCAGCGCUAUGGACACGCCCACCAAGGUGCGCAAAGCAGCACUACCUGCGGGAGGCGUCCUCGCUGCGCUAUGGGGUGAGGCCAACGCCGCUCCCGGUUCCACCGACUCCACCCCUCCUCCCACCGCACCUCCUACCAAAGAAGCCACUGGCUUCAAACACCAACUGCGAGAAGACGCCAUCCCCGCUCUGCUCAAGACCAUCGACGGAAGCACAAAGACCCGAGCGGGGCUCGUCGACGAUGUCAAGGAGCGUCUCGACCAACUCGGCAAGCCUGCGAGUAAGAACGCCAUCGCAGAGAGGAUCACGGCGUACGCGAGGAAGGAGAAGAAGCCCAACUCGCCCUGGAUCGUCAAAGACGAGUGGAGAGAGAAGAUGGGCUUGUGA